CUGAGUUUACUAAGCUGUUUGUCUCUUCUUUCCUUAAACAGAAAACGUCUCCAUUACCAAUCCAUAAAGAAGAGCCGGAUAAAAACAGGUGUAAACUUCAUUCAAAAUACCUCACAGAAAGUGAAGUAUUAGAUAGACCAUCACCAGUUAUGGAGGGUGAGUGGGGAAAAUUUGAAAUCCUACGUGAGGAAGUGGAGAAGCUAACAAAAUUACUGCAGAAAGAUACGGAAAAGGUUAAAGAUAUUUCGAAGCAGUUCGAAGAGACCCUUAGUGAAGAGGAAAAAACGUUCAAGGAAUGCGCUGAUUUGGGAAUACUAUGCCAAAGGCUAACCAAAGCAAUGACUGAGGUAAGGAAUGUACGCGAGAAGUUGGCCUCUAAAGAUAUAGUCAUUGAAUUUGUUGGAACAACUAACAGUGGCAAAUCAUCCGUUAUAAACGCCCUUCUUCGCGAACGUCGUGUGCCUGUUGGAUUCAUGCAAACAACCAUGUGUUCAAUUAGAGUUCGCGUCACGGAGAAUAGAGAGUGGUCAGUUGAAAAAAUUGGCAAAGACGGAGAAAAGAAGCUUCUCUCGGAGGCCAUUGAAGAAAAGGCGUUAGAAAAUCUCUUGAGUAAAAUGAGCGGUCUGAAAAACGAAAAGUUACGGAAAGAGGAAGGAAUCGAUCUAUACACCACUGUACAGAUCAACUGGCCUAAGGAAAAAUGUAGAAAGUUGCCUGAAAACGUCAUCUUGUGUGAUACACCGGGCUUUGGAGAGAGUGAGGAAGAUAUCCAGCUUGUCACUGAGAGGUGCAAAAAAGCAGACAUAAUUGUAGCUGUCAUGGAUUCCACGUCACCGUCGAGAGAGAUACUCAUUGAGCUAGUGAAAGACGUAGGUUGUCCAUUCACUUUUGGAGUCUUUACAAAAUGGGAUGAGUGCUUGAGAAAAGCGGAGAAAGAAGGAGAUGACACCGUCAAAAAUGUGACAGAAACAGCCGAGGUCUUCAAAAAGGAAUUCUGGGAGGCUCUUCAAGGGAAAAGCAAAGUUUACUUCGUUAACGUGGAAAACUUUUUAGAACCUAACUCCAGUUUUCAAGAGUUCGAGCGCACCUUGGCCACGAAGGCAACAGAGAUAAAAGGCAAGUCAUUAACAGAGCAGGCGAAAUCUAUCGCUUUACGAUCCUUGGAGUACUGCGAUCGGUUAAAAAAAGCCAUCGGAAAGAAGAAGACAGAAAAGCUACAGCGUCUAGGUGAAGAGUUGGCUUCCGCGAAGAAAGGUAGUAAGACUCUACAUAAUCCUUUUGAAAGCAUCAAGAGUGAAGAUGAGGAUUUACAAGUUUCCACCAGCGACACAAACCUGUUAGAGGAAGUAAAUAAGAAGUUAAGUGAAGGAGCAUUAGAAGAACAUUCUGUCGAAUUCUUCCUCAAAAAGAUUAACGAGAAGACCACAAAGGCUAUCGCAAGCAAAAGAGAUGAAAUCAGUAAAGCAUACCAAGACUGGAAAAAAAACACAGCAUGCCGCAAGUUUCAGUCUUUCAAUUUACGGUUUCGUGAACCUCCACAGCUUCAGUAUCGAGAAUUACCUAAAGAAGAAUACAACUGCUUAUUUGACCCUCAUUACUACUACACAAGUAACUUUCUCUUGCCCUGCACUUUUGGUGUUGUAGCUUUAGCAAGUCCAGCUGUUGCUCUCCUUGUUGCCGUCAAAGCAGGGGGAUUCCAGUUCCUGAGUACACUGGCCUGUGGUGGAGCAGCCGGAGGAGUCGGAGGAAUUGCCUCUCUAGUCACUGGUAUUUUUCGUCUCGGCGACAAAAUGAAGAAAAAGUACCCGAUUAGCCCCUACAAAGUAAAAUGUUGGAAACGUUUCCUCGUAAAAGAAUUAAAGAAUCACCAUGAAAACUGCAAGAAGAUGUUAAGGGAGGAAAAAGGGGCCAACCUUAAGAGACUAAAAGAGAAAUUGGAAAUUAUCGUGGAUGAGAACCCAGUCGAAAUCGAAGAGCUUUGCAGCGAUUCACACUUCUGGAACGAACUGGGUUCACGAUUGGGAAUCAUAGAAGACAGUAUACGGGCAACAGUUGAACAGUUGAAAGAGCUGCUGGCAAAUUUUUUUCUGAAAGAACUCUAUCCAUCCUAUUCGCCUGAAAGUUUACAGCACUAAGGAGCGAGGAUGCACUGUGACUGCACAAUACACUACCAACAUUUCUGGCUUUGAUGGAUGAUUCUUUGUAGCAGACGCUAAUAACACUCUAGUUAUGUAAUUGGGCACGAAGAGCUGUUUAGUUCAACUCUGCAUCGCAUGUAGAUAUGUUUCCUUCAACAUCUCAGUAUCCUUACACCAUAAUUUAAGUGUGCAUGCACGCCAUCCUUUUGUAAAUAGUUACAUGAUCAUAACUGCAAGAGUUGUUGGCUUCU
Molecule: messenger RNA, 2389 nt
Organism: Pocillopora verrucosa
Lineage: Eukaryota; Metazoa; Cnidaria; Anthozoa; Scleractinia; Pocilloporidae
Source: RefSeq, a predicted model, not a curated record